AUUUCUUUCUGUUCCAAAAAUCAAAACCCUAACCCCUUCCCUGAGUUCCGACCCCUUUUCCGAUGUACGGAUCGGAGAAUAACAGAGAAGAUGCCGAGCGAACAGCUUUCAGAAGAGCAGAGAAGAACUACAAGCUCUACUACGACAACAAUGCAUCUUCCAAGAACAAAAAGAAAAAACAACGCAAACCCGUUGACUUAACGGAGGUCAUUGACUUUCGAUCCAUUCUAGAAUGCCAUCUUCGCAACAGUGAUCUUCCUCCGGGAGUUAUCAUUCUUAACGACAAGUUCACUUCUCCAGUUUUUUCUUUGCAAAAUCGCCCAGGCUUUUAUUUUAUUCCUGGAGCUUUGAGCGUAGAGAAACAAUGUAGUUUGAUAAGGGAGACCUUAACUGAUUUCCCACGGCCACCUAAUAGGACAAAUCACAAUGCUAUAUACGGGCCAAUACGCGAUGUGUUCGAUGCAGCUAAGGAAGGGAAAGUUCUGAUUGAAAAGAAUUCUCCAGUUACUGAAUCUGAACCUAGUACUGAUUUUGGUUGUAGAGAUAGUAAGGAAUGGAAGUUUACCACUGAAAAGGAAGCAUCCUUGAGCAAGUGCAGAUCCAUUUCUGCUUCUGCUUUGCUUCGAAAGUUGCGAUGGAGCACCCUUGGCCUACAAUUUGAUUGGUCCAAGCGGAAUUAUGAUGUGUCUCUCCCACAUAACAAAAUCCCUGAAGCACUCUGUGAGCUUGCAAAACAAUUGGCAAAACCUGCAUUGCCUGCUGGUGUUGAGUUCAGGCCUGAAGCUGCCAUAGUGAAUUACUUUGGCUUAGGGGACACAUUGGGUGGCCACCUUGAUGACAUGGAAGCAGAUUGGAGCAAGCCUAUAGUUAGUUUAAGUCUGGGCUGCAAAGCUAUAUUUCUUUUGGGAGGAAAAUCCAGAGAGGAUACUCCACAGGCAAUGUUCCUUCGGAGCGGCGAUGUUGUACUCAUGGCUGGAGAUGCAAGGGAAUGCUUCCAUGGGGUUCCUCGGAUAUUCACUGAUAAGGAAAAUGCUGAAAUAGGCCAUCUUGAGACACAGCUGGCGCAUGAAGAUGAUCUUUGUUUCUUAAAAUACAUUCAAACUUCAAGAAUCAACAUCAAUAUCAGACAAGUUUUUUGAAUAGGAUUUACUGUUCUUUCAAAGUGAGAUUUUGUUUUAUUAGCUCAUGAAACAAAAAAGAGGAUGUAUUAUUUCUCUUUAAAGUGGCAAUGGCUUCAUUUUCAUUCAAUAUGACGAGUGACUUUUGUCCGGCAAACCUCACGUUUCUCUAAUACUUUGGCUUCAGUUAUUAUUUCUUCACGUA
Abrus precatorius (Indian licorice) is the source of this 1323-nucleotide messenger RNA. RefSeq names its product alpha-ketoglutarate-dependent dioxygenase alkB. Lineage: Eukaryota; Viridiplantae; Streptophyta; Magnoliopsida; Fabales; Fabaceae. The transcript has 7 exons. The record is from RefSeq and is a predicted model, not a curated record. Gene Ontology annotation, cellular component: nucleus; cytoplasm. The coding region runs from base 63 to 1139 and encodes 358 amino acids. Gene Ontology annotation, molecular function: broad specificity oxidative DNA demethylase activity; ferrous iron binding; oxidative RNA demethylase activity. Gene Ontology annotation, biological process: oxidative RNA demethylation.